UGCCCGAGCGGUCACAUGGGCUGUCACGUGAUCAAGGCACGCGGGGACUACAAAGAGCCAUGAGCGUAUACACGUCCAUGCAAAGAGCUGUUGAUUAACGAUGAAUCUAAGAACACGAACAGAUUCCUCGUCUGUUUCAAAAUCCAAACAAGAGUUGUACGAACAAAGAUUCAACUGUAUUGUUUGCCUUUGCCCAUGCCUACAAAUGGUCUGGGGCGUUUGCCAACACCGUGUGUGUGUCAGGUGUUUGUAUGUGGAAAAUGGCAAUCUACGGGACACAUUCACAAAGUGUCCUGUAUGUCUUCGUCCCAAUGCAUUUCCUGAUAAAAGACCAGAAAUACCUGAAGACAGUGAAGAAAUGAUGCGUUCCUUGGGUGUGAAGGAGUGUCCUGGUGUAGACUGCAAUACUCAGCUUUGGGAAUGGGAACUGAGGGAGCAUUUGAUGGUCUGCAGCAGCUGUGCCUCAGUCUUGCAGAAAAAGAGAUCAUCUCCAACAUCCAAGUCAGACUCCCACAGCAAGCGCAAGAAAAAAUCACACCCUAAUAACUCUACUAAUGGCACUCAAAGUAGAGGACCAUACAAACUGCGAAGGUUCUCUCAUUCAAAAUAAUAUUGCGUAUGUAUAGGUAUGUAUGUGUGCAUGCAUGUGUGCUCGCGCAUGCAGAUGUAGCAGAGACAAGUAAAAAUGGAUGGAGAUCCUUGAGGAAAAAGCAAAAUAUUUAGAAAUGAGGAAGUUUUCACUCCAGUAAAAUGUACAAUAUUUGAAUUGUGAUGGUAUUUAACUACAGCUGGUGGUUGCUCAAAAAAAAAAAAAGGUUAUUGCUAAAAACUG
Molecule: messenger RNA, 832 nt
Organism: Pomacea canaliculata
Lineage: Eukaryota; Metazoa; Mollusca; Gastropoda; Architaenioglossa; Ampullariidae
Product: TNF receptor-associated factor 6-like
Exons: 4
Coding region: 101-610 (169 amino acids)
Source: RefSeq, a predicted model, not a curated record